AUGGAGGCGCUCAGUGCAAUCUUCGGCGAGGAUUUUAGCAAGGUCUCGGACGACUCCUUCGAAAUCUCGUUGGCGGUGGAAGGAGAGCAAUCGAUCCGUUUCCUCUGUGCCCUGCCCGAGUUCUAUCCGUCCCAGGAGCCUCCGCUGUUCGAGCUCAAGGCAGACUGGCUGGAGCCCUCGCAAGUGAACCUCCUGAUUGAAGAGCUGGAGAAGUUGGCGAGGGAGAGUGUUGGAGAGAGGGUUAACGAGAGGCAGGUCGUAGUCUUCAAGUUGACGGAGUUUCUGAGGAACGAAGGAGCAGAGCUGAUACGAUCCUUCCUUCCCUCACCAAGGGAGGAAGCGAGCACGAGGGACCAGGAGGAGGCAGAUGAGGAGCUGGCUUCAGCAAUGCAGUCCAAACUCCUGAAUGACUUCUUUGAUGAGCAAGAGGACAACAGCUCGAGAGCCAUUAGGAUCUCUGAUUCUGCUGAUCAUCUCAUCGCAAAAUGGGAGGCGAGGAUCCAGCACGGUGGUGGGUACGCAGGCGAUCCGUUCACAGACAGGAAGAGCACGUUUCAAGCGCACCUUGCCGAAGUUCACUCAGAGGGGGAGGUCAGGGAGCUGCUACUAGUUCUGAACUCAAACAACAAGGCCGGGUCGCGACUGCUCCAUCUCCUCGACAUCGUCUCUGCCUUGAACGUGUGUGUAGUCGUGUCACGAUGGUACGGAGGAAUCCAGCUGGGCCCUGACAGGUUCAAACACAUCAACAACGUAGCUAGGGAACUCCUCGACCGUCAAGGCUUCUGCACCUCCGACUCCGUCCAAGGGAGCGGAAGGACAGGCGCCAAAAAGAAAGGCGGCAAGGCCUCGUGA
Guillardia theta CCMP2712 is the source of this 852-nucleotide messenger RNA. RefSeq lists its product as hypothetical. Gene Ontology annotation, biological process: regulation of translational initiation. The transcript is spliced from 8 exons. Gene Ontology annotation, molecular function: protein binding. Lineage: Eukaryota; Cryptophyceae; Pyrenomonadales; Geminigeraceae. Gene Ontology annotation, cellular component: cytoplasm. The coding region runs from base 1 to 852 and encodes 283 amino acids. The record is from RefSeq and is a predicted model, not a curated record.